AAGGCAUUUAAGUAUUUACAUACUGUGGUUUGCUUUAUGAGGCAUAUUGAUGGUAUCUGGGAACUCGGACGUCACAUUCCUUUUUGCCCUGAUGUUGACCAGAACAAAGGAAUUUUUAUGAGUCGUUUAAUAUGGAAUGUUGUGAUACGGAUAACAGAUGAGUUAUGGCGGGCUGCUGGGCAGGAGGGAGACACAAUGGACUGGAAGCCGCUGUGGUGUUAGGUCAACUUGGGAACUCUCUUCUUGGCAGCAGUCAAAGUUUGAAAUGCAUUGUGGGUGAUGAUAACUCUAGUGUGACAGUUUCUGAUCCAGUGGAACUUCUGAAAAAUCUGGAUAUUGAGCAUCCUGUAGGUCAGAUCAUACGAGACACAUGUCAGUCUCACCAGAAAACUUAUGGAACAGGGACAAAAACUCUGCUGGUUCUCAUUGGUAUCUGGAUGAAAUCGGCCAUGAGACUUCGAGAGCAGGAUGUUCCAGUGAGGGAUAUCACACAGCUGAUGCAUGCUGGGAUAGAUGCUAUUCUAGAACAUCUUCAGAAGAUGAAAAUCCCACAGAUUUGGGAUCAUUUUGAAGAAAACAGUGAGGAAGAAGAAUCUAGAAAGGCAUGGAAUACUUCUGGAAAUGUUGAAGAUGACACAGCUUUAGAAACUGGACACGGUUCCAGUGUGAUUGACAGUAGCAUAAUUGCAGAAGAUGCUUCUGUGGGUUGUGAUCCGUUCUCUGCAAUUUCAGAACCAGCUAAUGCACCAGGAUUAGAUCUUACUUUUCAGCCAACCAGCAGCUGUGAUUUGCCUUUAAAUGCCUUUAAAGAGCUUUCAGACAUUCCAUUGAAAACAAAGCCUCAGUUUAGCAGCUUAACAAACUGCCAUGAUUCAGAUGAUGAUUUUGCAGAUUGUUUUGAUGGCAUCCCCGAGUCACAAAAAGAUAAUGAUGUCAGUGAAGAUCCUUUGAAUGAAGACAUCAGCAAAUUUUUUUCCAAGUCAAGAAACAAUGACUCCUAUAUUAUCAACAGUAGUCAUUGUGAGAUUAAUACUUCGGUAAAAUUACCUACAAACCAGACAGUUGCAUCAUUGACAUUGCAAAUGAAGAACCAACCUGACCUUGAUGAAUGUUCCGAUGAUAUAUCGUGGUAUUUUGAAUCAGACUCAGGGAGUGGAAAGGACAAGGGCCAGAUGGAUUCCUGUUUGCAUCAGAUGUCUGGGAUUGGAAGGAAUGAUUUAACGGGUGAAAGUUCAAAGGUCACAUCCAACAUGCUCUUAAAAGAUUUAAGUUCAUAUUUGGAGAACGAUUUUCAAAAUGCUGACAUCAUUAACUUUGCAGUUCACAGUAACUCAGUUGAAGAAAUUACAAUAGGAGGUAGUGUUCUUGAUAGGAGAGAUAUCAAAGAAAGCCUUGAACAAACAGAAAUGAGGAAGAAAAUGGAAGAAAGACAAAGGAAUCUUGAAGAUGUACUGCGCAGAUCAAAGCCUGUGUCACUUCCCAAGUUGAAAAAUUGCAGUCGGCAUUUCAAAACUAUAGAAUCAACAGUUAAGUUGCACCAUGUAAAGCAACUAUCGGAGGCUGAAAAUGCCUAUUGCUCGAUUGAGAAACCAAAUGCGACAGACUAUGAAAAUGUGGAUGGUUUUAGUGUUCUUAAUUCAACGGCUAAAAACUAUUGUAUUGAAAACCCUGAAUUUAGCAGUCUUUGUGCAAAGUCUUCUUAUGGGGAAUGUGUGAAUGGUUUUUCUAUAGAAAAGACACCUGGAGCUCUUGAAAAUGGAAUGUUGAGCAACGUAAAUCAAAGAAAACCAGAAGGUUUAUCGACUCAAACAAAGCUUGUGUCACAUAUGAAAUCACAAAAUUGUAGCCACCAUUUCAAAACUAUCAAUUCAACAGUUAGGUCAAAGCUUGGCCGGGCCUUGUGUGGUGACAAAAACAGAUGUUACAUUAAAGAGCAGGAAGGUGAGUCCAAGAACACAUCAAGGCUACAUUAUGGCUUUCUUGAUCUUCAAGAAUCGGGGGAACAAAUUCUUGAUGAAUCAGUGGAAAGUUCAAGUGACUUAUUUAGAAAGAGUGGGGAAAAUGAUUCAGUAUUAAAGGAAAUGUGGACAACAUCCAAGGAGAGUGCUGUCAAAAACAACAGAAGCUUAAACCAUCAGCUGCAAACCCAUAUUGUAGAAUUUUCUACAGAUGGUCUAUCGAGUGACCACAGUAUUUGCGAAAACAUUGUCAGGCAUUUUCCUGACAUAGACGAGUUAAAAGCUGCAUGCUUUUUAUCAGAUAAUCUCAAAUCUUUAGAGUCAUUCAUUUUAGAAUCUGCCGACAAGCCUACAGAUUGCCAGGUGGAUUUUACGGAAGACAUUCUGAUUCCUGGAGUGAAAACCGUGGAAGAGUUGGCUUACAGACUUAGUCAUGGUCAUGAUUUGGCCAUGAGGCUAGUCAUGGAAGUCUACCACCGGCACCGUGAACUUCGUCAGAAAGACAGACACUUCCAAAAACCACAGUUUGACAGUAGCAGAUUGCACACCUGUGUCACAGGCCCAGGUACAGAGAGAGCAUCUUGUGUGAGGGAGGGGCUACUGGUGCCUGUGUCACUUGAUCUCAUGAUUGACAGGUCUGCGUGGAGAGAGAGAAUGGCCCAGGCUUUGCUUGUUAAUGGGAACAUGUCUUCUAACUCGAAACAUACCGGCUACAAGACUAUCAAAGCCGUCACGGUAUUCUCCAGACCUAGGUCAAAGGUCAGUGGAAGCUGGAGUCAGACGAUUCUGCAGAAGAUACUUGAUGUAAGUAAAUGUAUGUCAAUGUAUGGAAUGAGCUAAACACAAGGUCUUCAGGUAUUACUUUUGGUGAUGAAACUUACAAACAAAAUGUCAAGACGCCUUUCUAACAUCAGUGGAUCCAUUAGAAUGAGACAAAGUGAGUAACAGACAUUUUAGGUGU
Liolophura sinensis is the source of this 2919-nucleotide messenger RNA. RefSeq lists its product as uncharacterized. The coding region runs from base 165 to 2798 and encodes 877 amino acids. The record is from RefSeq and is a predicted model, not a curated record. NCBI's taxonomy places the organism in Eukaryota, Metazoa, Mollusca, Polyplacophora, Chitonida, Chitonidae. Gene Ontology annotation, biological process: photoreceptor cell maintenance; chaperone-mediated protein complex assembly. Gene Ontology annotation, molecular function: ATP binding. The transcript is spliced from 8 exons.